Messenger RNA from Brienomyrus brachyistius, 3371 nucleotides. RefSeq names its product aftiphilin-like. NCBI's taxonomy places the organism in Eukaryota, Metazoa, Chordata, Actinopteri, Osteoglossiformes, Mormyridae. The transcript is spliced from 5 exons. Gene Ontology annotation, biological process: intracellular transport. The coding region runs from base 238 to 2121 and encodes 627 amino acids. Gene Ontology annotation, cellular component: AP-1 adaptor complex; trans-Golgi network membrane. Gene Ontology annotation, molecular function: clathrin binding. The record is from RefSeq and is a predicted model, not a curated record.
UUUGUUUGUUAAAAAGCCCUUGCGUGCCGCUUAAUCAAGCAGGAGGGAAACAAACGAGGAGUUUGGAUGGCAGGCUGAGUGGACGUGAGCCUGGCUCCGCCGAUCCUCAUUCACUGCAUCAAGUGCGCUGUCCUGAGCCGCAGCCUAUGGCAAGGACGACAUGCAUCUCUCUAGUCACACCUAGCAUACUGGAUUUAAAGGUGUGAAUGUGAGGCUGAGAGCCACGCCCGUUGCACUAUGGAGCCAAACGUGCGACACGUGUAUUCCUCAUCUCCACCCGCCCUGGGCGGGGGGGUUGAGGAUGACGACGAAUUUGGAGAUUUCGGGGGUUUCUCCGGGGCCAACUUCACCGAGCUUGACAUUCCUAUUGGCUUCUGCGAUACCCGCCCGACGGAAGCUUGGCGUCUGGAUCACCUUGGCAACGGAAUAGCUGGGCUUGCAGGUGUGAGCUCAGGGUAUCCCUGCAAUGGGGAUGAUGUGGAGGUUACAAAAUCAUACAUUGGCAACAUCCAGGCCUCUGGUCUGGGUUUCCCCCAGCCCAGGAAAACCAUCCAUAUAGGGGACUGGAAACAGCAAAUGGAUCCGUGCCGCCUUCCCGAGGGCAGGAACUCUAGAGCAACAGAGGUGAACUUCAGUCAGGCUGAAUCCUGGACCUGCAACGGUGAUGUGGCACACCCUAAGGCCGUCACGAAAGGUCAUGUCCAUGCCCCCAAACGUGGAUGUACAAUCGCAGACCUCGGGGAAGGGCAAGGUCCAUCCCAUCCCGAGGAAGAGUUUGUAAAUCUUGCUUCUCCCUCUAACUGUGGUUUGUCCUGGGGGGGGCGACACAUUUUCGAUCCUGAAGAGAACUCAGAUUUGGACAAGAUGGAGAAGGAUUGGGCCAAAGGGAAAAACCUGGGAAUGAACGGGCUGAGGAGUGUCGGCCACAUGCCGAUGGCCACUGUGGCCCUGAGCAACGGGUACGGGGAGGGGUCCGAGCCAGAGGGCGAUGGACAUUACCCUGGAAUGACUCUCAGUCAGAACACUAUUAAGCUCUCCUGGGAGGUGCCAAGCACUGCCAAAGAGGAGGCUGAAGCAGAGGAUCGUGGGAAAAGGGAGAGGGUUGAGCUCACUGCUGGCAGGAGGAAAUGGGAAGUAAGCCAGGUGGGCAGCAGGGAGACCAGAGCCUGGGACAUGGAGUCCACUUGUGAGACCCGAGUCUCUGUCGGUGAGAACAUUGCGUCCUUCUGUCCCACUGAUAGGGUUGAGAACCUCAGCGACAUCAGCUCUGAUGACACACGGGACUUGAGGAUGGUGCAGGACAAGAACUCUGAAAACUCCAAGGGCACGUGCUUGAGCCAGGCAGAGUCCGUGAGCCAGGCGGCGGUGGUGGAUUUUUGCGCCAUGUUGUCAAGGGAAUCGUCAGAUGUGGGGCAGGUCGUAGGGGCAGUUUGUGGAGGGGAGGGAAUGACCGAGAGUUUGGCCGGCUUCCCUGGCAGCGACAGCUUUGCGGACUUCAGCUCUGCUCCCUUGGGGGCAGAACCAGGUCCGGAGUGGGAUGCCUUCGGAGAGCAAGGCGGGGUACAGGCUGCGGGUGACUCCUGGGUUGCAUUUGGAGUGGAGGAAAGUGCUGCUGCUUCCUCAAAGGACAGUAAAGCAAGUUGGUUGGAUGUUUUGAAUGCUGCCUCCACGUCGCCCUCUUCCGAGAGCCCGUGGAACUGCAGGAGGGGCAGCCUGUCGGCGUCUCUGAGCAGCUGCCUGGAGCGGCUCUUCCAGACCAGCUUCCCAAAGGUUCAGACGGCCGAGCCCCAGGACAUGGUGCCCCCUCUGGGGGCCUUGCUGCAGCAGCCUGGGGAGCAGCAGGGCACCGCCACCCCUCGGGCACCGUGGGACGUGUGGCAGCGGCUGCAGGACAUCCACGGUGCUCUGGGCCUGCGGCACCAGUGGGGCGGUUCCCGUGGCAACAGAGUACUGCUGACGUCCCUGGGCAUAGACACCAGGAACGCUGCCACGUCAGAGUCCUCCAGAGAAGCUGUCAAAUCAAUCUCUGCGACGGAGAAGAUCCCUUGUACAGCACAGACACCUUCUGUGUCCCCAGAAAAAAGCACUUCCUCAACAGAUUCAACCCAGGCCAAGAAGUAGUUAAAGACUAUAAGUUUUUGAUGGAUCAGAGUUGAUGGGAAGGAAUGUUUUGGACAUAUGAGUUGCUGUUUGACCCUCCCCACACUAGGUGGCACUCUCACAAUUCAUGUUCGACUGGAGCAGUAGUGGCCUUAUAAAUCCUCUGGGCGGUACGGCCCUCCGUCGUGCAGCCUGCGAUCUCCAGUUCAUGCAGAGCCCCCACUCCUGAGUUAUUUAUUUUAUUAUUUUGACUUAUCUCUUGCCAUCUCCAAAUGUGACAGCCCAGGUUCCCCCUCAUGCUGGUGAGGCUUCUGUCGCCCCCCCCCCCCUUUAGUUUUCUGCCUCUGAUUGGCCGUGUAUCCCACCGGACGUUACUCUGUGAUGAACUCAAGUCCAAAAAAAACAAAUAACUUCUACUCGGUUAUGAGCAUCUCGGUUACCUUCUUCACUGACUGUUUUACACGGGGGGGGGGGGACAUGUAUACCUGGGAAUUUACCCACCACCAGUUUUGCCAACAUUUCCCUCAUGUGUGUCUACAAAAUACAAUGACAUGGUUGUAGCAUUUUUCUCUUGAUCUGAGCAGAAGGUAGAGAUACGAGGCUCCCAUGUUUAAUGUGUCUGCCUUUUGAGCAAACGCCUUUUUAGGGAAGCGUGUUUCUUCCGAUACCCCCGGUAUGAGGGGAAGUCUGAGGUUGGGGUGUGGGGGGGUCAUGGGGGGGGGGCUCACCUGCUGUUGUUUUUUUUUCUGUUCAAGCUGCUGCCUGGUGCUCAGUAACAAUCUGUUUGCUCGCAGUCUGUCACUUCAUUCCUUCGCUAAAAUUGAAGGGAAACAAUAUUUAAAUGAGCUAAAUUCUCCCUCAGUCUCUAAAAUAACUCUGUGGAAGAGAAUAAAGGUGGUUAAUCUGCACCUCUGCUCUGUGUGUGUGUGUGUGUGUCUGUGUGCGUGUGUGUGUGUGUACUCCAUCUCUGGGUAUUCCGGUGUCCUCUUGCAGUCUAAAGACUUGUGGUUAGGCUGAUUGGCGUCUCUGAAUUACCCAUAGUGCUUCUGUGCAUGCAUGUGACCUGUGAUGGAUUGGUAUCCCAUCCAGGGUUGGUAUCCCCCAGCCUAGUGCCCUGUGCUGUCUGGGACAGGCUCCAGGUCCCCUGUGACCCUGGAAUGAGGGGUUAGAAGAUGGAUGGGUAAUUAAAGGAUUAUUUCCCUUUAAUGAUUUCAGUCUCAUAAUGAAAAUGCUUUUCUUUGAAUUGCAAUAAACUCCUCUUAAAAACUGCA